CUUUCUCUUGUCUCUUGCUUUCUUCUCUUCUCCUUUUCCUUCUCUUCUCUCUCUUUUCUUCCCCUACCCCAGUUUUUUUUCCUCCCCCCCAUCUUGGGUUAAAUAAAGGGAUUUGAAGCCAUGGGGCUGGAGGUGGAGCUGGGCCAUGGAUUAAAAGAAGCGGCUGGCUGAAGAAGAGAGCUGGAGGGAGAGAGAGAGAGAAGGCUCUUUCUUUCUUCUUUCUCAUUCCUUUGCUUCGAGCCGCAAACUUCCUCGCAAAGCUUGAGGAGGAAGGAGGUGGAAGGGAAGGGGGUUUAAAAAGAAGAAGGAGAUAAAGAAGAAAGAGAAGGAGGAAGAGAGAAAGAAAAGGACCUGACUAAUCCAAAAAAGCCCUCCUCCUCCUCCUCCUUUUUCUUCUGCUCUUGACUCAGAUCCGCUGCUUGAAUCCCCUCCCUUCCUUUUGGGCUUUGGCAAAAGGAACUUCGGAUUUCAGAAGAGCUGGAGGCAACACAAAGACACAAACACACACCCAGGUUCUCAGCCAAGAUGGACCAAGCGGAGGAGCCAGCAGCCCACCUUCUGCCCUCCAUCUCCAAGACCAGGCUGGUUUGAGAGUGAGUAGAAAAGACUGAUCCUGGGUUCCCACCAGAACCAACACUAUUCUGUUUGUUUCUUCCUUUCCCCCCUUGGCCCCAAAAGGUUGGGGGACUUCCUAGCCCUUUCUUGGAAAGAGCCUUCUUCACAGCCCUUUCGCUCCAAGAUCUGAGUUUCCAUUCGGUGUUGGCUUUGAGGGUGUGUGUGUGUGUGGACAAACCCUGUCGAUAUCGGCUUAACUGGGAUCUGAACCACCUCUCUGCUCUGCUCUCUCUGGCUCCUCCUGGAUCCUCAGAAAUCCUUGGGAUACAUAGUAUUUUUCAGCUCCUACUUGGAUCUCCUGGUUCUUCUCUGGACACCCCUUGGAUUCUCUCCAGCUAUUGGGACAUUCCUUUUUUGGAUUGUUAAGAAAACCACUUUCUGCACCCAGUUUGGGCACACCUGGAUCCUUGGGAUUUUCUCUGGCUAUCCGGGAUCCCAUGAAAAUCCACCCAUUGGCUGCUCUGUUGCUUUGGUCCCCUGGAUCUCCUCUCAGCUGUUGAGAUUUGAGCUGCUCUUCCCACUGCCUGGCUGCCUUUUUUGUUUCCUCUUCAGGAAUCUCAGCUUUUGACCCAGUUAAGAAUUUCAAAAGGCGAAGCUGCUGGGUACCCAAGUCGAUUGAGCAUCCUCACCUGGCACUGUUGGGUUUUGCAGCCUUUUGCACUCCAGGGAUCGCUUGAAAUUCUGAAAGUCUCUUACAUUAGGUUUUUUGCCUGUUUCCUGCCAUUCCACACUUCUCAGGCAAAGAUGUCGUCGGCUCCUGUGCUACCAGAGUGGAAACUCCAGUUGCUGGAGCGCCGUCGUAAAGAGGAAGAGGAAGCCCGCCGGCGGGAGCGGGAACAGCAAGACCGCAUGGCCAAGAUGCCAGCCUGGAAGCGGGAGAUCAUUGAACGACGACGAGCCAAGCAGGGCUCCAGCACCUCCUUCUCAGAGACAGGUGGGCCAGGGGGAACUGAGAGUGGAGCAGCCCCUGUAACUAGUACAACACCAACAGGUCCAGGAGGAGAGCUAGAGAGUUCUGUGCUGCAGGAGAAGAUUGGGCCAGUCCACCAAAACCCUUUCAUCCAACUGGAGAAGCGCCGUUACAAGGAGUCUGCCCCAGCAGAGAGUGACCUUACCAAUGCUAAAGCCAAGCAGAUUGUGGAUCUCUAUGGGCAGAUCCCAGGUGUCCGCACCCUACGCGCUGACAACGUCAUCAUCAUUGAGACAGUGCCAGGAGCACCACCAGCACAACUUGCCAGCGAUCGACACUCAGGGGAAACCAAAUCAGGCAGUGUGGAAUCCCUCAAUGAACUGUUGGCGCGGCGUGGGGGGAGUGUGACGGAGAUACGUGCUGGGGAGGUUUUCAUCGUCAAGUCCGCUUUAAGCCGCAGUGUGGAGGACCUCAAUUCCAUCGGCAGAGCAUCCUUGCCAGAGCAGCGCCGAGGGCGGGUGAGCAAAUUGCUGAGCCGGUUCAGCCAGGAGGACAGCAGUGGGACAAUGUCACCACGUCCAGUGAGAUCCUUGAGUACUGAGAAUCUGAUAGAGAGCAGCUAUGUAGCGAGAAAGCCAGGCCACUCACGGGUAGAUCCCAGUCCAACCCGGCAGUACCAUGACAACACACCCAACCCUCCCCGUGACCUUCCAGGACUGACCUCUCCAGUGCCCUGCACUGUGGCAUCUUAUCGCAGCCAAUUUGAAGCCAAAUCUGGCAGUGGGGAAGCCUGGCCAGACAGCCCCCCAAGACGCUCGCCAACUACAAAAACAUGGAGCAGGGAGGCUGCCUCUCCAGAGAGAGGGCUCAAAGCUGAGAGCAGUGAUUUGGAGGCUUCUUUUGAGAUCUACCCCGCACCACCCCCAGCCUUGGUCGCUGAAGAUGAUGUCCAGGGCAAGGCCUUGGCCAACCUGCGUCUCCAUUCCCGGAACUCCUUUGUGGUGGUGCCGCGGCGGGGAUCAGCCUCCCCACCCCCAGAACCCAAGCAGGAAGCCAGCCCUUCCCCUCUUCCUCCUUCUCCUUCUGUCAAGCCCCCAGCCCCCACUUCCUGCUCCUCACCCAGCUGUGAACAACUUCUCCCGGACUCUGAGGAGCUUCCCGAGGCUGAGGCCAUGAAACGUGCUGGAGGAGGAAGUGCCGGUGUUAAGGAGGAUGUCAGAGUGGGGGGCUUGGCCCGGGCCUCAUCCCCCCACCCAGCUGUGCAGCGUCGCAGUGGAAACACUAUCACAAUCAAUCCCCGCAAAGCCCCCAUGGCACCUAUCACCACAGCAGUGGAGAACGGCAUUGAGAAUGACAUUCUCCCAAUCAUGGCACCUGUAAAGAAGCGCUAUCCCACAGCUGAGGAGAUCCAGGUGAUUGGAGGGUAUCUCACUCUGCAAAGAUCUUGCCUUGCGAAGAAUGACCCACAUCGGAAAAAGCUAAAGAUCUCCUUCAGUGAGAAUCAGCUGGAGAGGACCUUCCAAUACCCAUCAGAGGGCUCCCUGUUGGAGGAGUUUGGGCCUCCUGAGGAGUCAGAGUCCCUGACUUGCACCAAUCCCCAUGGGGAUGAGGAAGAAGAAGAGGAGGAGCUGCUGCUGCUUCAUCGUGGCCUCCCAGGCCUGCUGAGGACCAAACCCCUCAUUGUGGAUGAAUCCUGUCGGCGGUAACCCCAUGCAUCUUCCUCCAUGUCUGGGAAGGGUGGAGCAUAUCUAAGUCUUCAUGCCAUAUUCCAGAUUCUUCAGCUGGACCUUAAUUCAAUUCCAUCUUCCAGCAACCACCAACACCAAGGAAUGAAGCAGGGACCAAAAAAAAAAGACUUUCCAGUCCUGCCUUUUCCCUAGGGCUCUGGAUAUGUUUCUUCCAUGGGGAGAAGAAAGACAGUUUUGAAAAUACCUUUCAUGGGGUAUUUGUUUUGUAUUUUUCACCUCUUAAGACUCUGGCACUGAAAAGACGACCUCAGAGACACCAUCACCCCUCCAAAAGACUACCUUGAAUCUAGAUAGCAGCGGCACUCAGAAUCAUAGGAGAUGCUGCUUACUCUCAAUGUGUUGAGAGGCAAGUCUCAACUACACGGGUUUGAUUCAGAGACCCUUUUUCCUAUCCCUACACACAGCCAGCCAAAUGCAGCUGAAAUAUAUUUUUCUGUACUACCAGCAGAGGAAGCACUGAACUUUGUCUACACACUUCUCUGGAGUUGGCUGUUUCCAACAAGGGCUAAUAUUGUUAUCAUAUUUUCCCCCUUCCUGCUGUCAUCCAAACCACAUUUGAUACCCUCACUGGGCUGAGGGACUUUCUGUAAUGCCCAGACCUUUUUUGGAGGGGCAAAGAAUUUGGAUAUGCCUGAAUAUUAAAGAAAGGAGGGGGGCAACAUUUCUAAGAGCAGCCAUAUGGAUGGAGGGAUAGUGGAUGUAGGGAGUCUCUAGCAUUGAGAGAAGCAAUUAUCUUGCACACAACAUGUCAGUAUUAAGGAGGGUUUUGUUGUUAUGAGGUGCGGAGGGGGGCUUCCAAUUGUUCUCUCUGUUUCUCUUCUCCGAGCCAUUCUGGAGAAAAAGCAAAUCAGUAUGGUUCUAGUUAUUAAUGCAAGAGCUGUGAGUAGGCAUGCAACUGGGCAAACGGAGUGGUUCUGGUUAUUAUUAAAAUAGGAGCACUUGGUAUUAGAGCAUGGGCAAAUGAGAAACAGCUCUCUCUGCAUGUGGAUAGGGCUAGUUGCCAUUUGAAACUUUAUCCCACUUUUUCUUUUUCUAAAAAAAAAUUCAGGCAGAGGUAGGUGUGUUAGAGACAGUCAAGCUUGGUUUUGGAAGCAUAAAAUGGGGAGGUGGCAGUCUGUGGAGAUGUUCAACAAAGCAGAGGCAAGAGAAAAGGACAACAUCCCAUCUUAAUCAUGUCCAUUUCCCAUUCAGGAUUCAGAACUCAUGUGGGAUUGGAUGAGCAAAUGGUAUGAGGUUGGAUGAAUAGCAUCGGGUGAACGGUUAGAAAAUGAAGUGAUAUUUUGACACAUAGGUUUUUUAAAAAAAUAAUUAUACUGCAAACUGUCUCAGCGAGUUAUUUGCCAUUGUUCACUGCAUGGUGUUUUCAAGUGGGGGAAAAGCAGACCCAAGGACUAAACUAGGAGUGGCUUUCCAAAAACGAUUGAAUGCAGAAUAAUCACAGAUUCAAAAUACUGACAAUUUUCCACAGCUGAGGUCAGGGUUUUGGGAAGCCUCAGACAAAAGACCACUAGAGGAUCCUUCCAUCAGUGAGGGGCAGAUCAAGUGAGUGAUGCAAACUGAGGCAAUGCUCCAGAUUCCUCUGCUCAUGUGACUGGCUGCAAACAAACCAGACAAGCAUGGUUGCCCUUGAUGUGUGUUUCUCAACAUGGCACUCACUUCCAUUCAAUGAUGGCAAUAAUAACCUGAGUAAGGAAGGAAAGGCCAUAUAAUGUGUUUUGUUUUACAGUCUUGCCAGUUUCUCCAGUGGUCCUGGUGGGCUUGAAAUAGAGCAAACUUAGGGAUCAACAUCAUUGGGCCGAUGACUGAGAGCCAUGUUGAUGUUCCUCCUCUUAGUUGCCACUGCCUAAACAUCUACAUUUUCUCUGCCAAUAGACAUGGGUAGGAAUGGGAAGCAGUUUACCUCUGCAUCUGUUUGGGUGACCAUCAGUCUUGAGCCUGUGGGCAAGCUUAUUACCAUUGGCAGCUACACUAAGAAGGUGGUGAGCUUACUGGUGGACGUACAGUGGUCCCUCCAUAUUCACUGGGGUUAGAGGUAAAGGACAACCGUGAAUAUAGAAAAAACGCAAAUUAAAUAAACACUAUUCUUUUUACCUAAGAAAAAAAUCUCUCUAGGAAUCUCCAGGUCCUCCAGUGCAAUUCUGUAGGCACCUUCUGCCAGAGGUUAAUCAUAGAAUCAUGCUGGAGGACCUACAAAUGCCU
Messenger RNA from Sceloporus undulatus (fence lizard), 5472 nucleotides. RefSeq names its product protein phosphatase 1 regulatory subunit 18 (gene PPP1R18). Gene Ontology annotation, molecular function: phosphatase binding. The record is from RefSeq and is a predicted model, not a curated record. NCBI's taxonomy places the organism in Eukaryota, Metazoa, Chordata, Lepidosauria, Squamata, Phrynosomatidae.